Messenger RNA from Pelodiscus sinensis (Chinese soft-shelled turtle), 1173 nucleotides. RefSeq names its product thymidine kinase 2 (gene TK2). Lineage: Eukaryota; Metazoa; Chordata; Testudines; Trionychidae. The record is from RefSeq and is a predicted model, not a curated record. Gene Ontology annotation, cellular component: mitochondrion; cytoplasm. Gene Ontology annotation, biological process: nucleobase-containing compound metabolic process. Gene Ontology annotation, molecular function: deoxynucleoside kinase activity; ATP binding.
AUCGUUCUCUUGUGUUUACUAGUGAUGCCACCCUUGCGGCCUGGCAUUUGUAGCGCCAGGAGUCCCUCUCUCGCAGUAGAUUGAGCAUUUGAGAUGGAUGUAGUAUAGAAGGAGAAAAAUAAAGCAAACGCCAUUUCAUUCCUCGGAGCAGGUGGAUGGUUAUUGCUUUUCACAAAGGAGCAGGUGACUCUUGUUUGAAAGAUAAACACCUGGUUGGUGAAGGAGAGAAAAAGACGGUUAUCUGUAUUGAGGGGAAUAUUGCAAGUGGAAAAACAACAUGCCUGGAUUAUUUUGCCAAAACUACCAGUAUUGAGGUUUUGACGGAACCUGUGCUUAAGUGGAGGAAUGUACAUGGUCACAAUCUUCUGGGCUUAAUGUAUCAAGAUCCAUCACGGUGGGGGAUAACGUUGCAGACAUACAUUCAGCUUACUAUGUUGGAUCAGCAUACCAGACCAAUGAUUUCCCCAGUAAGAAUGAUGGAGAGGUCAAUUCACAGCGCAAAACACAUUUUUGUAGAAAACUUAUAUCGAAGUGGGAGAAUGCCAGAAGUGGAUUACAUAGUGCUAACUGAAUGGUUUGAAUGGAUCACGAAGAACACUGAUGUUUCAGUUGAUUUGAUAGUUUAUCUACAGACUUCUCCUGAAACUUGUUAUGAGAGAUUAAAGAAUAGAUGCAGAAAAGAGGAAAAGAUCAUUGCUAUGGAAUAUUUAGAAGCUAUCCAUCAACUCUAUGAGGAGUGGCUCAUUAAACAAACACUGUGUAAAGUUCCUUCUCCAGUACUUGUGAUUCAGGCGGACAAUGACAUGCAGAAAAUGAUAGAAAAGUAUGAAGAAAAUCGGGACCAAAUAUUAACCCCAUCUAAGAUGCAACACUGUCUGUAGAAAUCCAGUUUUAUGGCCAUGCUUUUAAAAUACAUGUGUCCGUUAGGGAAAUUCUGAUCAACAUUCCCAACCUUUUUAUCAUGUGCUCUUUUGAGAUUUUUGUCUUGUAAAGUGUCAGUGACUUUUGCUAGGAAAAGGCCACAAACAGACUAUAUUCUGUUUACUUUCAUCUUUUUGCACUUUCAGAUUCCAUUGAAGCUUUACUGAUCUCAGACUAUCACUGACAGGAAGCUGCUAUAUCUCAUUUCCCUGCUUCACUUCUGCAUUAUAUAAAUACCUUUCUGAUACUGCA